Sander lucioperca (pikeperch) is the source of this 4397-nucleotide messenger RNA. RefSeq names its product cadherin-20-like. The record is from RefSeq and is a predicted model, not a curated record. Gene Ontology annotation, molecular function: calcium ion binding; cadherin binding. Lineage: Eukaryota; Metazoa; Chordata; Actinopteri; Perciformes; Percidae. The transcript is spliced from 12 exons. Gene Ontology annotation, biological process: cell morphogenesis; adherens junction organization; cell-cell junction assembly. Gene Ontology annotation, cellular component: catenin complex; adherens junction; plasma membrane. Bases 612 to 2999 code for a protein of 795 amino acids.
CAGCGCUCAGACACAAGAGGGAGAGCUGGGGAGGCAGCUGCUGUGUGAGCUAUGAGCAGGUAGAGCGAGAACAGGCAACAAAGGGAGAGGUGGGGGGAGAGAGAGAGAGAGAGAGAGAGAGAGAGAGAGAGAGAGAGAGAGAGCAAAAGCAGAGGGAAAGGAGGGAGGAAUGGAGUCUUGUCUCUUCACCUGAAGAUUACUUUGUCUCUCACUUCUCUCACCCUGAGCGCUGGAAGGAGCAGCGAGGAGGGAGCAGAGUUGAUCAGGAGGUGCCAGCUCUCGCUCUCACUCUCUCUAGUCUUUUUUCCCCCCCUUUUUUCUUCUGCAGGGGGUGGGGGGGGGGGGUCAGCUGGACUUCUCUGCGAAAACCCCGGUGAUCAGCCUCCACUGGAAAGAGAGAGAUAGAAACCGACAGCGCGUCAAGGAGAGAAGACUAAUAAAAGAAGUGAGAAAACUGCAGUCAAUUGCGCUGGCUGCAAGGGAGGAGAAGUUUCACUAAAAAUCUACUACUGAGACCUUUUAAAAAGGACGCCAACAGUAGCACCUGGAAACAACUGCACUUGUGAAGAAAGAAGAAAACAGUCUUUAUAAAUACUACUCUGUGCUUGACAAUGGGAGACCGAUUACAUUUUCCAGCAGUUGCCAGCGCCUUGCUCCCUGUGGCCCUCUGCAUUUUGGCCCUUCUGCCCCACGGCCUUCUGGGAAAACCCGAAUCUGCAGGCAGCUCAGCACUGCUGCAGAGGGUGAAGAGAGGCUGGGUGUGGAACCAGUUCUUUGUCCUGGAGGAGUACACUGGACUGGAACCACUUUAUAUUGGAAAGCUCCACUCAGACAUGGAUAAAGGCGACGGCUCGAUUAAGUACAUCCUGACAGGCGAGGGCGCGGGUACCACCUUCACCAUCGAUGACAGUACGGGGGACAUCCACGCCAUUCAGAGGCUGGACCGGGAGGUGAAGGCCCAGUACGCUCUCCGUGCCCAGGCCCUCAACCGCCUGACAGACAGGCCUCUGGAGCCCGAGUCCGAGUUCAUCGUCAAGAUCCAGGACAUCAACGACAACGAGCCAAGGUUUCUGGAUGGGCCCUACCAGGCGUCUGUACCCGAAAUGUCCAACAUAGGAACAGCUGUGAUCCAGCUGACCGCCACAGACGCCGACGACCCCACGUAUGGCAACAGCGCUCGUGUGGUCUACAGCAUCCUGGAGGGCCAGCCUUACUUCUCAGUGGACGCCAAGACUGGCAUGGUCCGUGUGUCCCUGGCAGACAUGGACCGGGAGACCAGAGAAAACUACACUGUGGUCAUCCAGGCAAAGGACAUGGGCGGACAGCUGGGGGGACUCGCUGGUACCACCACUGUCAACAUCAGGCUCGGCGACGUCAAUGACAACCCGCCCAUGUUUGACCAAAGGCUGUAUCAGAUGAGCAUCCCAGAGUCGGCUCCGGUGGGUUCAGUGGUGGGUCGUAUCUGGGCAAAGGACAGGGACAUCGGGGUCAACGCUGAGAUGAAGUACAGCAUUAUCGAUGGAGACGGGAGGGACACCUUUGAAAUCAGCACCGACCCCACCAACCUUUUCGGCAUCAUCACAGUGAAAAGGCCACUGAACUUUGAGAGCAAGCCCAGUUAUACUCUGAAGGUGGAGGGCGCCAACACCAAACUGGACCCGGCCUUCCGCCACCGCGGGCCCUUCAAGGACGUCACCAUUGUGCAUGUGAGCGUGGAGGACGUGGACGAGCCCCCGCUGUUUGACUCGGUGGCGUACUUCAUCGAGCUGUCAGAGGACGCUGAGAUCGGGACGGUGGUGAAGACGGUGUCGGCGAGGGACCCGGACGCUGCCAACAACACUGUGAGGUAUUCCAUCGAGAGGUCCAGCGAUCCCGACAAGUUCUUCUACAUCGAAAUCACUUCCGGGUCGCUGAUGACGGUGCGUUCGCUGGACCGAGAGGAGAUCGGCUGGCAUAACAUUACCGUCCUCGCCAUGGAGAUGAAUAACCCCACUCAGAUCUCAAGCGUGUCGGUGGCUGUGAGGGUCCUCGAUGUCAACGACAAUCCCCCCUCGCUGACGCACUACUUGGAGGGUUAUGUGUGCGAAAACGCCAAAGCAGGACAGCUGAUCCAGACGGUGACGGCGGUGGAUCCGGAUGAGCCGCUGGGUGGACAACACUUCUACUACAGCUUGGCUCCGGAGGCCGCCAACAACCCCAACUUCACCCUGAGAGACAACCAAGACAACACAGCGUGGAUCCUGACGCGGCGAGGAGGCUGGGCGCAGCAGGACCAGACCGUCUUCUACUUGCCCAUCUUCGUGUCUGACGGUGAGCAGCCGGUGCAGACCAGCACCAGCACGCUGACCAUCCGCGUGUGCAGUUGCGACCACGAGGGCAACGUCCUGUCGUGCAACGCCGAGGCGUACAGCCUGCCCGCCAGCCUCAGCAGAGGGGCGCUCAUCGCCAUCCUUGCCUGCAUCUUCGUCCUGCUGGUGAUGAUCCUGCUCAUGCUCUCCCUGCGCACCCAUCGUAAGAAGCCCUACCUCUGCGACGAGGAGGAGAACGUCCAUGAGAACAUUGUGCGCUACGACGACGAAGGCGGCGGCGAGGAGGACACAGAGGCCUUCGACAUCGCCGCCAUGUGGAACCCUCGCGAGGCGCACCAUCACCCGGGCAAGAUGAGACAGGACAUGGUUCCUGAGAUCGAGAGCCUGUCGCGCUAUGUGCCUCAGGUGUGCGUCAUGGGCGGCGGCAGCGGCGGAGACAGCAACGUUCACGGAUACGUACUGGCGAAGCUCCUGGACGCCGACAUGGACCCGUGCGCCCCGCCCUACGACUCCCUGCAGACCUACGCCUACGAGGGGGAAGGUUCGGUCGCAGAGUCGCUUAGCUCGCUCCAGUCGGGGACGUCCAACACGGACCACGAGUACGACUAUCUCAACGACUGGGGGCCUCGCUUUAAAAAACUGGCCGAGAUGUACGGCGUGCUGGAGACAAACGCUCCACCGAUGUGGUAGAACAUCAGAGCCUUUGCCUUUUUUUUUUUUUUAAAUCUGAGAACAAUUACGCCGACAAAGAGAGACACAAACAUCAGAGACAAAAACGCGGUGCACAACAAAAGCCCCGAUGUGCUCGCGUCCACAUCCAUGACUGUUAGCACUUGAAUUCCUGCCGAAAGCCUGGAUUCUCCACAGCAUUGAAGGCCUGGGAUGCCUGCAUCAGCAGCAGCAGCAGUGUGAGCUGGUUUUAAAUCCCCCCCCCAGAGACUGAGGCUGGAUUGGCAGCCUUUGCGAGGCAAUGGCUUCAAAGCACAUGUUUAAGUCCCCUGCCUGACCCAGCCACAGGCAGAGCCUGCUUUGGUUCAAAGAAUGGAGCGAUUUAUGCCAGAGAUGAAAACGACAGAGACCUGACUCACAGCAACACGGGAGACAAACUCCAUACUGCCGAUCUUCAGUGCUUUUCAUAUACGACCCGAGCCACAACUCUGAGCGGGGAGGGGGGGGGAUGAAAGAGAAAAGUCAUCGAUUCUUUUUUCUUUCUUUUUUCCUCUGUGGCAGGUCUUAAUUUAUUUCUUUGUUUCACGUGCCGUAUUUAUACUUUUCGCUAACUUAUUUGGGUACUUCCAACCAACAUUGUACUUCAACUGCCAUGGCCUUGUGAGGAAAUCUUUUAAAGAUCACAAAUAUGUUGUAACAUACAUGAUGUAAAAGCUCUUGUUUUCAUGCAUCUCUACAGUAAAGGACAUGCACAUGAGAGGGCGAUGCUGUAAUCCCAUGUGGGUUUUCCAGGUUGAUAUGUUUAUCGUAUUAUUGUUUUUUGUAUCAUUUUUUGAGCUAUUUGUAUUGUAAAUGUGUUUGGGUUUUUUUUUCCCCAAAAGUGUAAAGCAGUUCAUUAAUAAGAAUGCAAGGGAAGCCAUUUUUUGGGAAGUGGAUAUAUUGCAGCAGGCGGUCAAAUGUCACCCAAGAUGUGGAAGUACGGCCAAGUCGCCUUUCAUUUCGGAUCCAACCACCGUGCCAACGGGAGUCCGACGCCAGCGAGGCUUGAUCUGUCCUGUUAGAGACACUGUGUUGCUUUUUUUCUGCCAACACGCAAAUGUGGCUUAACUCUCCAAUCCUGUGGACUUCAGAGACAUUGAUAAUCUGCAUUAAGUGCCAAAUGUACAACAACAACAACAACAAAAAAAGACAAAAAAAGAUGUUGUGGAUGAAGAAAAAAGAAAAGAAAUCAGCAAAACUCAAACACCAAAAGAUAUAACAAAAGGAUUUUACAAACUGGGAAGAAAGUGAAAGUACAUUUUGAUAAUUUGAUUGGGUAAAAGUUUACUUGAAAUCCAUGUGGUCAGUCAUGCUGCGGUAAGUGGUAUGUGAAUGUAGAUAUUAUUUUGUAUUCUUGGUAAUAAAAAGGAAAGAAAAGAA